CAAUGGUGCAAUAGGAGUGGGUUCGUCACGAGGACUUCCCGGAAGGUCACCCAUUCCAGUACUAUUCUCGCCCACAGGCGUUUAGCUUCGGAGGUCUGAUGGGAUCCGGCGCAAUAGCCUAGGUAUGAACGAACCUUUAUUAUACCGGUAGGUAAGGUUCCUCUCUGGAAGUGCGAACUUCGCCGAACAGUUGUAGGUAUUGAACAGUAUUCAAACGGGCGCCUUUCCCGCCUUUACCCACCUCGAUGCAUGUCACAGGUGCCUUUACGAGAAGUUCUCAACCAGUAUCAAAGGCAAUGCUGGCACUUCAACUCUGACAGCAUUGAGUAGGUGAGCGCAGAGCGCUUCUGAACCUCAAGCGGCUUCAAAAGGGCCGUGGUGGGGCCUCCUAAGAAGUAGCCUUGGCCCCUGGGGUCCCACUAGCAGUCCUCCUAUGUGGCGCUCCUAGCGAGCUGUGCUGGGCAUUGGUGGCAUUGAGCUAUGUCGGACGUCGAUACCCACAUGUGGAGGAAUGUUCUCCUCGCUGGUGCUCGGGGCUUGGAGUACACUUUUGGGGCCAUAGCCAGGGCUCUUUCCGGAGAGCAGCCCGUUGAGGCUUCAGGCUUCAGCUUGGACCACGAUGUGGAACCGUCGCAGAGCGGCAAGAGUGGUGCGAACGGGCGGAAGAAGAAGGAGAAGAAAGAGAAGAAGGAGAAGCGGCCCCCCAGCGCGUACAACCUGUUUGUGUCGGAGCAGAUGAAGCUGCGCAAGGCGCAGAACCCGGAGAUCCCCAACACCGUGCACUUCAAGGCGGUCGCGCACGACUGGAAGACCUCCACCAAGAACAAGAAGAACAUGCCCGGCGGGAGCGAGGCCCCUGCGAUGACGGAGGACAUGCACCUGGAGGACUUUGAGGAGGAGGCUGAGGGCCUGCUGGAGGGGAGCGGCCAGGGGGGCGACGACGAGGGCGAGGCCGAGGUCACGGGGCGCGCAGAGGAGACCGCGGACAGGGAGGCUGAGGAGCGCGAGCGGGCGGAGAAGGAGAAGAAGGACAAGAAGAAGCGCAAGAAGGAGCGCCAGGACGAGAACGGGCCCGCGCACGAGAACGGCGCCACCGGCCACCAUCGGGAUGAGGAGGAGGGCACUGCUGACAAGCGCUCCUCCAAGAAGGGCAAGCGGUAGACCGUGGGGCAAUACUGCACGAAGGAGCGCAAACGUCUCCCGCCAACUGGUAGCAUAUGACAGCUAGAAACUCAGCAUACUGUCAGGAUAUACGGGCUUGCUUCAGUAGUUUCUGCGGCAAGUUGAGUUUCUGGUUUGCGAAUGCAGGGCAUGUCUUCGGGCCCGGAGGGAUGGCCAUCAAAUGUGUGUAUAGGGUCAAUAGGGCGCACUAGGAGUAUACCGCCCAACCCAUUAGUCUAAUGUGAAGCUUUUACUGGACAGUGUCUUCAGUGUCAAUUGUUGAUGCUCUGAGACAUCUUAUCAGAAGCUGCGCGCAUCACUCAGUCAAUGAUAUUACGAAGUAGAGUUUAGAUAAGAAUAAAGGAUCCUACACAUGAUUGGCUGCAAAGGACGAACCCCCUCCCCAGGCUGGAUCACGUGGUGAUUCUUUCUUCACCAUGCGACCUAUGCCACUGCGCUCCGCUUUUGAAGCUUACAAUGGAAGGCCGAGCACGAUCUUCGGCGACGUUGAGCCUUUUGACUGACGUCUUCAGAUGUAGCAAGCCCGAUGUGCUAGGUUGCAUCGAUUGACGAUCAAGAAAGGGGAUGGUU
This is a messenger RNA of Klebsormidium nitens, 1752 nucleotides long. The record is from the annotation of a GenBank genome assembly. NCBI's taxonomy places the organism in Eukaryota, Viridiplantae, Streptophyta, Klebsormidiophyceae, Klebsormidiales, Klebsormidiaceae.